Hibiscus syriacus is the source of this 1230-nucleotide messenger RNA. Its product is annotated as zinc finger BED domain-containing protein RICESLEEPER 2-like. Gene Ontology annotation, molecular function: DNA binding. The coding region runs from base 1 to 1230 and encodes 409 amino acids. Lineage: Eukaryota; Viridiplantae; Streptophyta; Magnoliopsida; Malvales; Malvaceae. The transcript is spliced from 5 exons. The record is from RefSeq and is a predicted model, not a curated record.
AUGAUAAUUGUGCACGAGUAUCCUCUUUCAAUGGUAGAGCACCAUGGUUUUAGGAAAUUUGUUAGCGGCCUUCAACCUUUGUUUAAGGUUCCAUCUCGAAAUACCGUCAAGACCGACAUCUUAAAGAUUUACGAGUUUGAAAGGCAAAGAACUAUGAAGUUAUUGGGGAGGAACACAAGUAGGGUAGCAAUUACUAUUGAUAUGUGGACAGCCAACCAUCAAAGAAAAGGAUUUAUGGCGGUCACUGCACACUUCAUAGAUGACCAAUGGAACUUGCAAAGUCAAAUCAUGAGGUUUAUUUAUGUGCCAUGUCCACAUACAACUGAUGUUCUUGCUGAGAUGCUCUAUGGUUAUUUAUGUGAUUGGAAUCUAGAUAGAAAGUUGUCUACUCUUACCGUUGAUAAUUGUACCACAAAUGAUUCAAUUAUCCACAAGUUAUUAGAAAAGCUUCCAUUAAGAUCACUCAUGUUGAAAGGCCAGUUGUUUCAUAUGCGUUGUUGCGCGCACAUUCUUAACUUGAUUGUUCAAGAUGGCUUAUCUAUUAUCGAGGAGGGGAUUGAAAGGAUUAGAGAUAGUGUUUCGUUUUGGGGUGCAUCACAAAAGAGGGAGCAAAGAUUUGAGGAAGCAGCUCAUCAGCUAGGAAUAGAAUACACAAAGAAGUUGAUCAUUGAUUGCAAGACUCGAUGGAACUCUACUUUUUUGAUGCUUAGUGUUGCUAUACGUUAUAAAGAUGUUUUCACGCGAUUAAAGCUAAGAGAGUCAAGGUAUACUUGUUUGCCAACAGAGCUUGAUUGGGAGUUAGCAAAUGAGAUAUGUGAAAGACUGCAAUUAUUUUAUGAGACAAAAUCCGAAAUUGAUGAGAUUAGUUUGAUGGCAUAUAAAAUGAUUUCUAAGUUUGAUAAAUAUUGGUCUGUAAUUCAUGGGAUUAUGGGGAUAGCGACGGUUUUAGAUCCACGGUACAAGUUAAAAUUUGUAGAGUUGCUUAUGCAUGUACUUUAUGGACCUGAAAAGGCAAAGGUUGAGUUUCAAACUCUUGAGGAUUUUGUUAGAACUUUAUUUGAAGAAUAUGAAUCUACCGAUCCAUGUGCAAGAAGCUAUGAAGGUGGUGUGCAUGGUUCAUCUUCCAUGAGUUCGGGAUUGUCAUCUGAGUAUCGUGGAGGAUGCAAAAAACUAUUGUCCGACAUUGCUUCAAUAGCUAGUGAGAAUGAUGACUCGGACGAAUGGAGGUAA